Nelumbo nucifera (sacred lotus) is the source of this 1492-nucleotide messenger RNA. RefSeq names its product protein TONNEAU 1a-like. The record is from RefSeq and is a predicted model, not a curated record. Gene Ontology annotation, molecular function: protein binding. NCBI's taxonomy places the organism in Eukaryota, Viridiplantae, Streptophyta, Magnoliopsida, Proteales, Nelumbonaceae.
AUGGACGACUACACGAGGGAGAUGAUGGACCUCAAAACCCUAGUGACUCGAACUCUCGAGAAGAAAGGUGUUCUCGCUAAGAUCAGAGCUGAGCUUAGGGCAAGUGUUUUUGAGGCCAUUGAAGAGGAAGAUCGGGAAAUCGAAAAUGAAGAUAGUGUGCCUUCUGCAUUACUGGGUAGCUGCAAUGACCGUGCAAAACAACUUCAUGUUUCUCCUUCAGGAAGGCUACUAACAGCACUGAUAUGUGAAUACCUGGACUGGGCACAACUGGGUCACACCCUAAAAGUUUUUCUGCCUGAAUGUAAUUUGCAAAAGGAUUUUUGGAAAGCUGAGUUGAAGGAUUUCUCUAGCAAGAAUGAAUAUGAUUUGAACAGGAAUGGAGAAAGUGGUCCUUUGCUUCUAGAUGUUCUUGAAGGGUACUUGAAAUUUGAGAACUUAUCUCAAGCAAGGGCUACUGGUAGGAAAAUAAUCAGUCCAGAAACAGAGUCCUUGUCCAAUCUAGAAUUCAGGAACAUCCGAAGACCAUCAUCAUCAUCAUCUGUUGCUGGAGGAUUACCACCACUUGGGAGGCCAAUUCCUGUUUCCCAAACAUCUGAUAGGAGAACAGGUUCCUCCAUGCCAGGGUAUGGGAAGGAUGAAUACAACUGGAGAUAUGAUAACAAUGAAAUCUCAGAGGAUGUAAUUCGAGCCUCAGAUGCCUUGGAAAACAUCCACUUGGAUAGAAAAGCACGAAAUUUAACAUCUUGGCGCUAAAGACAUCCCGAAAGAGCUGAUGGGGAAAAUCUCAAAAUUGUCCAGCUGUGGAAUUUAUCUAUCAUAUAAGAGUGGCACACUCAGCUGGUAGAUCUGGGUGGGUGGGGGGAUUAAUCCAAAUGCAUUGCUUGUGUUGCUCUGGGCUGUGCUUUGCAGAACCAACUAAAAUUCAGGGGUGGCUGGGUUUUGAAUGUUUGUGGAAAAUGGAACUUCUAUCUCAUGUUGAGGUAUUUUAUUGUACCGUAUUACCAGUAUCAUGGAAAAUUACAUCACAUAUAGGACAAGGUGCAUACACGUACUCAGAAUUUGAACAAGUAUUCAACAUGGAAACUCUUCCCAUUUGAAGUGUCCGUGUUACAUUGCAUGGAAAUUGGGUGUGAGUUGGAAGCUGAAUAUUGCAGUCAAACUGUGAUUUGAUCUUCUUGGACCAUAUAAUAUGGCAUGUGUUUUGAGGGAAAUUAAGAGAACAAGAAUGUUCUUCUCGUUAAGGACCCACUGUUGGUUGUCUUGAUUUCAGGCAUACUGGGGAUGGAAUCACAGAUGAUGGUGGCAAAGCAGAACAUAUCUAGUUUCCAUGUGACUGUACUUGUAGCAUUCUGAAUGUUUAUCUUCAUGGUUCCACGUUAUUGUUUAUUAUCAUGGAAAUGGGAAAAACCGGGUCAUGUAUGAAGUAUGAUUAUAUCCUUUGAUUUUAGUAAUUUGGUUGAGCUUUUCUGUUUCCCAAAGUGUGGGUUCGUUU